Messenger RNA from Tyto alba (common barn owl), 2183 nucleotides. RefSeq names its product protein phosphatase 2 regulatory subunit B''beta (gene PPP2R3B). Gene Ontology annotation, molecular function: protein phosphatase regulator activity; calcium ion binding. Gene Ontology annotation, cellular component: protein phosphatase type 2A complex. Gene Ontology annotation, biological process: protein dephosphorylation. The transcript has 14 exons. NCBI's taxonomy places the organism in Eukaryota, Metazoa, Chordata, Aves, Strigiformes, Tytonidae. Bases 268 to 2013 code for a protein of 581 amino acids. The record is from RefSeq and is a predicted model, not a curated record.
GCCCUGUUCGGUGCCCGCCAUUUUUUAAACGGCCAUGGCGGCCAGCUGGGCCCCCGGGGGGAAUGGGCGGCACCGCUCUCCUCCUAACCCGGGCACAGGCCGCCUGAGGCCUGCGGGCGUUGGUGUGGAAAACGAGCGAGGCAGCGUGACUGAACAGCUUAGCUGAGCCCUGGAGUCUGUGAAACACUGAAAGUCAAGUGAAACAAGUAGAUGAUUGUCAAACCUUUAUUUUGAAUCUGAUCCAACAAAAAGGGAAAUCUGUAGAAAAUGUCACCUGGGAAAGUUUUGCAACCUGUACUGAAAAUGAAAGUGGAUGAACUCUUUUUGUGCUGGUUGAGUCAGCCUGGAACUCAGCUGACACUAAAGGACUGUUUGAGAAGAAUCAAGAAUGAGGAGAAAACAGAGAUUGGUAACGGACAUUCAGGAAAUGGUAAAAAUGAGAGGUUUGCUAAUAAAAAUUCCAAUUCCACGCAAUGCAUAUUAGCAGAUACCAGACUGCCUUUGAUGUCUUUAAGUCCUCUUCAACUUUCUACUACUCUUCCAUUGGCAACUCCUGCCAGCCAAAGGAACAUUUCUAAUGUUAGAGCAACACGUCGAUCCUCAGGAACCAGAGUAGUUCAGACAAAGAAGGAAGAAACUUUGCCACCAUCACUUAGUCAAAACAUUCCAACUUUCUAUUUUCCUCGAGGAUGUCCUAAGGAAAAAGUGAAUAUAGAUGCUGUGAUUGCCAAAAUUGAGAGAACUUUCUCUGAGUUUCCAAAUGAGAGGGCAACGUUAGAAGACAUGGGGAAGGUUGCAAAGGCUUGUGAAUGCCCGCUUUACUGGAAAGGUCCUUUGUUUUAUUGUGCUGGAGGUGAACGAACAGGAUACGUGUCAGUUCAUAAAUUUGUUGCGAUGUGGCGGAAAAUACUUCAGACCUGCUAUGAUGAUGCUGCAAAGUUUGUUCAUCUUCUAAUGAACCCUGGGUGCAACUACUUGGUGCAAGAAGACUUCAUUCCUUUUCUACAAGAUGUGGUGAACAGUCAUCCUGGCCUAUCAUUUUUAAAAGAAGCAUCCGAAUUUCAUUCUCGGUACAUUACCACAGUUAUACAGAGAAUAUUCUACACAGUAAAUAGGUCCUGGUCUGGGAAAAUAACUUGUAACGAGCUCAGAAAAAGCAACUUUUUGCAGAAUGUGGCAUUAUUGGAAGAGGAAGCUGAUAUUAACCAGCUGACAGAGUACUUCUCAUAUGAACAUUUUUAUGUUAUAUAUUGCAAAUUUUGGGAGCUGGAUACAGACCAUGACCUCUAUAUUGAUCGGAAGGAUUUAGCUCGACAUAAUGAUCAUGCAAUAUCAAAUAGGAUGAUAGAGAGGAUCUUCUCAGGAGCAGUAACAAGAGGUAGAAAAGCACAAAAAGAUGGAAAAAUUAGCUACGCUGAUUUUGUCUGGUUUUUGAUAUCUGAAGAGGACAAGAAGACACCGACUAGCAUUGAAUACUGGUUCCGCUGCAUGGAUCUUGAUGGGGAUGGUGCUUUGUCUAUGUAUGAACUGGAGUAUUUUUAUGAAGAACAGUGCCAAAAAUUAGAUAACAUGGCCAUAGAACCUUUGCCAUUUGAAGACUGUUUGUGCCAGAUGCUGGAUCUUGUGAAGCCACAAUAUGAAGGAAAAAUUACUCUGCACGAUUUAAAGCGAUGUAAGUUGACAAAUGUGUUUUUUGAUACUUUUUUCAACAUUGAAAAAUACCUUGACCAUGAACAGAAGGAUCAGUUUUCCAUGUUGCGGGAUAGUGAAGGUGAAAGCCAAGAGGUCUCUGACUGGGAGAAGUAUGCUGCUGAAGAGUACGAUAUCUUGGUAGCAGAAGAGGCAGCAAGUGACCAGUGGAAUGACGGGUACGAAGCAGAGCUCAACCCUGCAGACCAUCAGAAGGCCAACGCCCUGAAGUACCAAAUGGAAAAAAGGCCGUUUUUUGAACUGCCUUCCCAUCUGGCCGACGUAGACUUGGAUGACUACGACUACGAAGAGGACUUCGAGUAGCGGUUACUUAGGGUCAACGCGUGCAGAAGAGAAGGGACACUCUGCAGCAGGUCUGCUCCACCCCCUCGUUUUCCCGUAGGUUUUGUUUCCAGGAAGCCGGCUUAGUUUUGCGCUCAGCGUAUUUACUCCCUACACCACCUUCCCAAUAAAAGACGCGCAUUUGUAUGGAA